CAAUCCCUAACCCAUGAACUUCUAUAUGCCGUGGGCGCAGCCAAAAAGAAAAGAAAAGUAAGCAAGAAUAAUUUAUGUUUUGGUAUCUUCCUUAGGGUCCCUGCAACACCAUUCUCUCCUCUUAACACACAGACACAGCAGGGGGACCGUACAAGAGACAAGUACCCCCAGAGGCCUCUGCAAAACAAGAAGAACCCUUUAAUCUCAAAGGAAACACUCAUCCCUGUUCCUUUCCAUUCCAAGCAUCCUCAGGUCCCUAGAACAUCAUGGCUCCUGAUGCUGCACACUCUGAUUGGCCAGCUCCAGCAGAGCUCAGAGGAGCCAUGGGGAACCUCACCACUGUCACCGAGUUUGUCCUGCUGGGGCUCUCGGAUGCCUGUGAACUGCAGAUGCUCAUCUUCCUGGGGCUCCUCCUGACCUACCUCCUCACUCUGCUGGGGAACCUCCUCAUCGUGGUCGUCACCCUCAUGGACAGGCGCCUCCACACCCCCAUGUACUACUUCCUCCGCAACUUUGCUGUCCUGGAGAUCUGGUUCACCUCCGUCAUCUUCCCCAAGAUGCUGACCAACAUCCUGACCAGACAUAAGACCAUCUCCCUAGCAGGCUGUUUCUUACAAAGUUUCCUCUAUUUCUCCCUGGGCACCACAGAGUUCUUUCUCCUGGCAGUGAUGUCCUUUGACAGGUAUGUGGCCAUAUGUAACCCCUUGCAUUAUGUCACCAUCAUGAGCAAAAGAGUCUGUGUCCAGUUAGUCCUUUAUUCAUGGAUGACAGGAUUCCUUCUUAUUAUUGUUCCAAGUUUCAUCACAAUUCGGCAGCCAUUCUGUGGCCCCAAUGUCAUUAAUCAUUUCUUCUGUGAUAACUUCCCGCUCCUGGAACUCAUAUGUGCAGACACAAGUCUGAUAGAGCUCCUGGGUUUUAUUAUGGCCAACGUCAGCUUACUGGGCACCCUGUUGGUGACGGCCACCUGCUAUGGCCACAUCCUCCACACCAUCCUGCACAUCCCCUUGGCCAAGGAGAGGCAGAGAGCCUUCUCAGCCUGCUCCUCCCACAUCAUUGUUGUGUCUCUCUUCUAUGGCAGCUGCAUCUUCAUGUAUGUCCGGUCAGGCAAGGGCCGCCAGGGGGAGGACAGGAACAAGGUGGUGGCCUUGCUCAACACUGUGGUGACCCCGGUGCUCAACCCUUUCAUCUACACCCUGAGGAACAAACAGGUGAAGCAGGUGUUUAGUGAGCAAGUGAACAGGCUUUUCUUAUAAUGCUGUGGACCCAAGUGG
Molecule: messenger RNA, 1271 nt
Organism: Phacochoerus africanus (Common warthog)
Lineage: Eukaryota; Metazoa; Chordata; Mammalia; Artiodactyla; Suidae
Product: olfactory receptor 49-like
Exons: 1
Coding region: 267-1253 (328 amino acids)
Biological process (GO): G protein-coupled receptor signaling pathway
Cellular component (GO): membrane
Molecular function (GO): olfactory receptor activity; G protein-coupled receptor activity
Source: RefSeq, a predicted model, not a curated record